Molecule: messenger RNA, 918 nt
Organism: Pseudozyma hubeiensis SY62
Lineage: Eukaryota; Fungi; Basidiomycota; Ustilaginomycetes; Ustilaginales; Ustilaginaceae
Product: ubiquitin
Exons: 1
Coding region: 1-918 (305 amino acids)
Biological process (GO): modification-dependent protein catabolic process; protein ubiquitination
Cellular component (GO): cytoplasm; nucleus
Molecular function (GO): protein tag activity; ubiquitin protein ligase binding
Source: RefSeq, a predicted model, not a curated record
AUGCAGAUCUUCGUCAAGACUCUGACCGGCAAGACCAUCACCCUCGAGGUGGAGUCUUCCGACACCAUUGACAACGUCAAGGCCAAGAUCCAGGACAAGGAAGGCAUUCCUCCUGAUCAGCAGCGUCUCAUUUUCGCCGGAAAGCAGCUCGAGGACGGACGAACGCUCUCGGACUACAACAUCCAGAAGGAGUCGACCCUCCACUUGGUUCUCCGUCUUCGUGGUGGUAUGCAGAUCUUUGUCAAGACCUUGACCGGCAAGACCAUCACCCUCGAGGUCGAAUCGUCGGACACCAUCGACAACGUCAAGGCUAAGAUCCAGGACAAGGAAGGCAUUCCCCCUGAUCAGCAGCGCCUUAUCUUCGCCGGCAAGCAGCUCGAAGACGGCCGCACCCUCUCCGACUACAACAUUCAGAAGGAAUCCACACUCCACCUUGUCUUGCGACUCCGUGGUGGUAUGCAGAUUUUCGUCAAGACGCUCACAGGAAAGACCAUCACCUUGGAAGUCGAGUCUUCGGACACGAUCGACAAUGUCAAGGCCAAGAUCCAGGACAAGGAGGGUAUCCCUCCCGACCAGCAGCGUCUCAUCUUUGCCGGCAAGCAGUUGGAGGAUGGCCGCACCCUGAGCGAUUACAACAUUCAAAAGGAGAGCACCCUCCACCUUGUGUUGCGAUUGCGCGGAGGUAUGCAGAUCUUUGUCAAGACACUCACCGGCAAGACGAUCACAUUGGAAGUCGAGUCUUCGGACACGAUUGACAACGUCAAGGCCAAGAUUCAGGACAAGGAAGGCAUUCCCCCUGACCAGCAGCGACUCAUCUUUGCUGGUAAGCAGCUCGAGGAUGGCCGUACUCUGUCGGACUACAACAUCCAGAAGGAGAGCACUCUGCACCUCGUCCUCCGUCUGCGUGGCGGUAACUGA